Ipomoea nil (Japanese morning glory) is the source of this 791-nucleotide messenger RNA. RefSeq names its product SUMO-conjugating enzyme SCE1. The record is from RefSeq and is a predicted model, not a curated record. Gene Ontology annotation, molecular function: SUMO conjugating enzyme activity. Gene Ontology annotation, cellular component: nucleus. Gene Ontology annotation, biological process: protein sumoylation. Bases 79 to 561 code for a protein of 160 amino acids. The transcript has 5 exons. NCBI's taxonomy places the organism in Eukaryota, Viridiplantae, Streptophyta, Magnoliopsida, Solanales, Convolvulaceae.
CACCCCAAUCCACACCACCUCCCUCACCAUCACCCCUUAGUCCCUAAGAAACCCAGAAACCAGACCCAACAUACAAAGAUGUUAGGAGGAAUUGCUCGCGGUCGUCUCGCGGAGGAGCGCAAGGCCUGGCGCAAAAACCACCCCCAUGGUUUCGUGGCAAAGCCGGAGACACUCCCCGAUGGUACCGUCAACCUGAUGGUGUGGCACUGCACUAUUCCUGGAAAGGCCGGGACUGAUUGGGAAGGUGGUAAUUACCCGCUAACAAUGCACUUCAGCGAAGACUACCCAAGCAAACCGCCAAAGUGCAAAUUUCCCCAGGCGUUUUUCCACCCAAAUGUCUAUCCUUCAGGAACAGUUUGCCUUUCAAUCCUUAAUGAAGACAGUGGUUGGAGACCAGCCAUUACCGUUAAGCAAAUUCUAGUUGGUAUCCAGGACUUGUUAGAUCAGCCGAAUCCUGCUGACCCUGCUCAAACUGAAGGAUAUCAUCUCUUUAUCCAGGACACGGUGGAGUAUAAAAGGAGGGUUCGACAGCAGGCUAAGCAAUACCCUCCUCUAGUCUAAAAAUAUAUCUGGCUUGAAUAUGGUUUAGCUAAUUGUCUAGUAGUGGUGUAAUGGGGACCAAAGUAUUCAUAGUUUGUUUUGUAUUCGCCCAAUAUAUAUUCUAGGGUGAAAACUUUUAUAAUAGGAUGCUUAAUCUGAUUGUAUUGUGGUCGUCCAUUCUUCUCCUCGUACACAGGAACAACUGUACAUUUAUUGGAGGGAAAACAAAACUCGAUGACUGUGUUUGGUUC